UGUCAUGUAAUUUGGCGCCAUAUCAUCGGAUGCUUGGUUUGCAUGUAAAAUUCAUCGAAUUUGUUGAGAAGACUGACUUUUAGUUUAUUUUACUAAAUUAUUCUAUAAACGUUUUUUUUUAAUUAUGACUACAGUGCGCCGUUCAACUCGUCUUAGCAGCAUUGGCCAAUCUACGUGUUCACCUCCAGUUAUUAGUUCUCAAACACCUCGCAGUUCACAGCUGUGGCGUCGCCGCCAAGCGAAGAAUUGCGUUACAAGCAGUGACGAGGAGGAAGUGAAUACGAGUAGAAAAUCACCUACGUUUGCAGAAAUAGAUAAAGAAAAUUCGGAAAUUCUCAACGUUAUGAGCAAAGAAAAAAAUAGAAAUCAAACGAAGUGCAAUCAGUUGACGACAAAUGUCCAGGAACAGAAGACACCACGUCGUGCUAAGGUAGUACAAUCGGCAUCGUCCAGCACUAAAUCUGGAUUAGCCAAAAAACGCACUAGCCUCUCACAUAAAUUAUGCAAUGACGAAAGUGAUGAUGAUUGCGAAUUAUGGCAAAGAGAACAAGAUGUAUCGCCACCUAAGCAGGCACGUUGGAAACCAAAGACUCAGGUGAUAAGCCCUUCAAGAUUAAUUGAUCGUUUGAGUAUAGAUGAACGUAAUGCUGCUGACACUGAUGAAGAUGAGGAGUACACAUCCGCUGGUGCAGAGGAAGCAAAAGUCGAAACACGUGUUACACCCACUCGCAACAAAUACCAAAGUGCACGUCGUGUUUUGAACAGCGCAGAAACACAAAAUUUACCUGGGCGAGAACAACAAUUGCAAGAGCUAAGAGAAUUCUUUCAGGAACAUUUACAAGAACAACGAUCUGGUAGUUUAUAUGUGUCUGGACAACCUGGUACUGGAAAAACAGCUUGCCUUUCUUUGCUUUUAAGGUCACCUGAGCUAUCCAAAAAACUGCAAUGUGUUUACAUCAAUUGCACGUCCAUUGCCAGCAUUAAUGGAGUGUAUAAGAAGCUGUGUACUGAAAUAAAACUUCAUCCUUCCGGACGCAGUGAGCGGGAUUAUUUGGCAGCUGUACAGAAUCAUUUGCGAACAUCGCGUCGCAUGCUGCUCAUUGUAUUGGACGAAAUCGAUCAGCUUUGCAGCUCCAAACAAUCGGUGCUUUAUACUAUUUUCGAGUGGCCUUCGCUACCAGGAGCUCGACUGCUUUUGGUGGGCAUAGCCAAUAGUCUCGAUCUAACAGAGCGUACACUAAUGCGUUUAAAUGCACGUUGUGAAUUAAAGCCACGUCAUAUGCAUUUCCCUCCUUACAACAAACAGCAAAUAGUUGAGAUAUUUCGGGCAAGGCUAGAAGAAGCUGGCGUGCUGGAUAUCUUUCCGCCCGUCACACUCCAGCUUUUAGCAGCCAAAGUCAGUGCAGUGAGUGGUGACGUUCGGCGCGCACUGGAUAUUGGCAGAAGAGUGGCUGAAAUAGCAGAACAACAGAUGAAAUUAGGUCAGCGACAGGUUAAUCUUAAUAGCUUGGCUUUGGGUAAUAAUAGCGACGAAAAGACUGAAGAGGUUAUCCUUAAACCAGUACAAGUAACACAAGUAGCUGAGGUGUUAAACAAAGUGUAUGGUACUUCACAGAACCUUCAAGAGGACAUAGAAGACUCGUUUCCACUGCAGCAGAAGAUUGCGUUAUGUACGCUCAUGUUGAUGCUGCGUAAAGAACGCAAUAAAGACAUAACCAUUGGACGGCUGCACGAAGUGUAUCGACGCGUGUGUCUUAAGCGCAAUAUACACGUUUUGGAUCAAGCUGAGUUUGCCGGACUAGUUGAGUUGGUUGAGACACGCGGCAUACUACGAAUCAUGCGCAAAAAAGAACCACGAUUGUGCAAAGUGGUGCUGCAAUGGGACGAAGAGGAGGUGAAUGGAGCUUUAAAGGACAAACAGCUAAUUGCUUCUAUUUUAGACGACACUUCCUGCCUUGGAAAAUGUUAACACGAAACAAGAAAAUCCAUCAGAUAGUGCAUUAGUAAAACCGAAUACAUACAUAAGUAGAUAGAAAAUUAAUAUUAAUUUAUUGAAAUAAGAUUAAAAUCAAAUAAGCUCACAACCAUACAAAUGAAUUGAAGCCGUGUGUAUUUAUCAACAAAAGUGACGAACCUUUAAUAAAAUGACCAAAUAUCUUACAAAUAAAGUA
Rhagoletis pomonella (apple maggot) is the source of this 2171-nucleotide messenger RNA. Its product is annotated as cell division control protein 6 homolog. Gene Ontology annotation, cellular component: nucleus. NCBI's taxonomy places the organism in Eukaryota, Metazoa, Arthropoda, Insecta, Diptera, Tephritidae. Gene Ontology annotation, molecular function: ATP hydrolysis activity; DNA replication origin binding. Gene Ontology annotation, biological process: DNA replication initiation; cell division; mitotic DNA replication checkpoint signaling. The record is from RefSeq and is a predicted model, not a curated record.